GCCCGUCGCACUGAGUAGACAUGCCGCGCGUUGUCGCUCUCACAAUCCUCCUUACACUCGUCACGAUCGCGGAAUGCGUAGAAGAAGACUGCGUGGACUGGGAGGGGAAGACCGUUCCCCACGGGCUGCUGUACGUUCCCGGGCCGGGGGUGUGCUCCAUCUGCGUGUGCUACCACUCGGAGCCCAUGUGGUGCAAGGCGAUUUACUGCGACCCACCUUAUUUCUGCAAUAACUUCCGAGUGGGCGAGCGGUGCUGUGAAUUCGAGUGUCUCGACCCUCCCGGGGAGGACACCAGGUACCAGGAGAGACAGCGGCUACGAGCCCUCAUCCUCUCUGGGAAUUCAUCCGCAACUCACUUCACACCAAUGAGGAUCAGCACGAGUAUCAGCUUGCUAGCUGUGGCUGUGUACCGACUUGUUUGAACAUUAAAUGGAUACAAGUCUUAGCCCGAUUAACAGUUUAACACUAGGACCUUGUGUCUAGAUGUGCUGCUUUGAAGUAAAAAAGAGAAUUCGCGAUUUAAACGAGAUCGUCAGUUAAUGUGACGUUAUUUUUAAAUUGCUUAAAAACACUGUUGAAUUGAAGAAUCACAUUGAUACGUUUAUUCUUUUAUAAGUAAAUUUUUUUUAUUAAACAGUCGACAGUUUAAAACUUAUCCAAAAAUAUAAUUAGUUAAAUGCGUUUUUCAAUUAAUCGAACAAAUCGUAAGAACUUCAGUACCACUUAUCCCUGCCACAUUAUUUCCCUCCAAGAUGAAUCCAUAAAUUAUAAUAAAAUCGUGUAAAAGUAGUGAAAAGAACAACUGAAAACAUUAAACAAUGUGACAAAAUUUGCAUUACAAAGGUAAUUAAAUACGACAUCUUUUUGCGGUGGCAACACAUUUUCGCGGGAAUGCAAUUACAGAGUAAUAAACGAAAUAGUAUAGAGGUUAAUUAUUAAGGUAGGUAGGUACACAGUUUUACUCGCAAUAUUUUAUGUGAUGCCUCAGCAAUGUGUGCCUUUUCAAUAUUUACUAAUAAAUAAUCUACAUUUCAAUCCCUUCCCAUUAUCAACGUAGGAACUUUAGCUCAUAUCAUUAUUGUAGUUCUAAACUAAAAUUCUUACUUCAAAACAACUAACUACUAAAAUAUACGCCAAAUAUUUGACUCGCUAAUUCCCUAUUCACAUUUUAGAACAAAUAAAAUCUACCUUCUAACUUCGGUGCACCUUAUAAGCAGAUAAUAAUUAGUAUAAAUAAUUAUAAAUAAAUAAUUUUGGACCAAUUUUAUGUAACAUUGUAGCUCAAUAUGGGCUGACUUCCACUAAGGACGAUUGGUUACGCACAAUGACAAAGUAAAGUCAAAUAAAUACGAGAAAAGGGCGGGAAAAUACUACCAGU
Molecule: messenger RNA, 1378 nt
Organism: Colias croceus (clouded yellow)
Lineage: Eukaryota; Metazoa; Arthropoda; Insecta; Lepidoptera; Pieridae
Product: integral membrane protein DGCR2/IDD-like
Exons: 3
Coding region: 21-422 (133 amino acids)
Cellular component (GO): membrane
Source: RefSeq, a predicted model, not a curated record